This is a messenger RNA of Capsicum annuum, 1530 nucleotides long. RefSeq names its product B3 domain-containing protein REM10. Bases 154 to 1248 code for a protein of 364 amino acids. Lineage: Eukaryota; Viridiplantae; Streptophyta; Magnoliopsida; Solanales; Solanaceae. Gene Ontology annotation, molecular function: DNA binding. The record is from RefSeq and is a predicted model, not a curated record. The transcript has 8 exons.
UUUAUAUGAAAAAAUAAUUUAAUUACCAUGGAAAAUAGAAAACAAACACACCCUUAAACUUGUCUGACUUUUGAAGCGGUUAAAUAGGGCAUUCUUAGGCUUAUGAAAGAUCAUUCUUUUCUAUACUCUUAAAACUAAUAUCUCUUAACCACAAUGAAAAUCACUCCAAAGAAACCUCACUUUCUUAAACCCAUGCGCCCUGGUUUCAAGCAAGGAAUUAAAAUUCCUAGAAGUUUCUUGAUAAAGUAUAUGAAGAGACACAAUCACUACGAACAUGCAAUAUUGAAAAGGGCAGAUAAAAAGUGGCAAGUGAAAGUGAACAACGGACUGUUCGAAAGCGAUUGGGAAAAAUUUGUAGAGCAACAUGAUUUGCAGUUGGGAGAUAUUUUGGUAUUCAAACAUGAAGAAAAUAUGGAUUUUAAAGUUUCCAUAUUUGAUUUAUAUCAAGAAUGUGAGAGAGAAUAUGAAGAAGAAGAACUAAAGGCACAAAAUGUUGAAGAGAUUUCCCAGAAAUUUGAAUCUAAAGAAUCUGCUACCCCCAAAGCUUGUUCUCAUUUCGUAUUGACUGUUAAACCCCAUUGUCUCUCAAUGGAUGUCUUGAACAUACCAAAAAAAUUUGCAUUGGCAAAUGGUCUCUUCAAUGUCAAGAAACUUGAUUUGAUUGUCAUAGAUGAAAGACAAAGAUCGUGGCCUGUAAUAUUACGUUCAUAUGGUAAUUGCGUAUAUCUUAGAGGUGGAUGGAAUAAAAUUCGUGAUGCAAAUUGCUUGAAGGAGGGAGAUCACAUAACAUUUGAGGUUGUUACCGGUGGAGAAAAAUCAGUAUGGCAAUUUCAUAACAAGCCAAACCACGACAUCAAGUCAUCAAGCAAAACUUUUCCCCAUCCAGAGACUUCAAUUCACAAGCCUCUUGAUCAUUCUCAAUUUGUAUGCACUGUAAGACCCUAUAGCCUCUCAAGGGAUGCCUUGUUAAUCCCUAAACAAUUUGCAUUGGCAAAUGGUUUAUUCAACUUCAAGGAGUGCAAUUUGAUUGUCAGAUCAGAUGAAACACAGAGGUCGUGGAAUGUAAUGUUACGUUCAUAUAGUAAUAAGGACUUGUAUCUUACAAAUGGAUGGAAUGAAAUACGCGAUGCAAACCACUUGAAGGAGGGAGAUCACAUUCUGUUUGAAGUUGUUACUAAUGGAAAUGAACCAAUAUGGAAAUUUCAUGGCAAAGAUGCAGCAUCAUUCAAGAGGUUGACUGAAGGAUAAAACUGUCUGUGAUGGAAAAGAAAGAGGAACAGUGAAGAAACUGAACAUCCCCCCUCCUUUUUAGAUUUUGCAAUUACCCUAUUUGGGAUCGUCAAUAACUAUACUAUUUUGAUCCUUCGAAACAAUUCGAUGAAUUUAGUAAAUUAUUUGUAGAUGUUCUAUUGACAAUUGAUUGAACCUUUCUAUUUCUUACAUUGCGAAGUUGAUUGUUCAAUCUUAACUGUAUUGUACCUACGGUUUUCUUUCAGCAUUAGUCAUGCAGCUCAUCCAAUGUUAUAUUAA